Molecule: messenger RNA, 827 nt
Organism: Vanessa atalanta (red admiral)
Lineage: Eukaryota; Metazoa; Arthropoda; Insecta; Lepidoptera; Nymphalidae
Gene: ND-18
Product: NADH dehydrogenase [ubiquinone] iron-sulfur protein 4, mitochondrial
Exons: 3
Coding region: 104-673 (189 amino acids)
Biological process (GO): electron transport chain
Source: RefSeq, a predicted model, not a curated record
UGAAAUUUUAUAACGUCAAAAUUGUCAAAUAUCAGAUGUUCAUCUUGUUGGGUAAUCACACGAAAACAUUUAUUUUCGUAGCUUGAAGAAAAAGACAGCAACAAUGUUUAAAGCAUUAAGUGCGACGACAAGGUUGUCUAGAACCACCCUAUCCAGGGCUUUGCCUUCUUUUUCAACUUCAUCUGCACGCUUAGCUACCGAAGACCCUUUCAGUAAAAAAGAAGCUCCAAUUAUUGAUAACGAAACUGUGCUUGCUCUGCCGGAAGAAAUCAAAGAGAAAACUGUCCAUGAUGCUACUAUAUCAGUUUCAACUAAGGUUGAUGUUUCUCCUAUAACCGGUGUUCCUGAGGAGCAUAUCAAAACACGAAGAGUUCGCAUUUACCAACAGCCCAAGAAUGCGAUGCAAAGCGGUACCAGUAAUAUUCACCACUGGGAAAUGGAAUUUGAUACACGCCAACGAUGGGAAAAUCCCCUGAUGGGCUGGACCUCAACUGGAGACCCAUUGUCCAACAUGAAAAUUCAAUUUGCAACACCAGAUGAAGCAAUAGAACACUGUGAAAAGAAUGGCUUAAUCUGGUACUUGGAUGUACCUAAGGUUCAAAAAGAGUUAAAACCCAAGAACUAUGGAUUAAAUUUCUCAUGGAAUCGUCGUACCAGAGUCUCUACCAAGUAGAUCAUCAAACCCAGAAUAGCAAUAUUUAAUUGUAUUUGUAGAUGUGUUACAAAAGUAAUUUCAGUUAACGGUUUGACUAAAAUUACUAGUGUAAAAUUUUUACUAUAAUUAAUGUAAUUAGUCUCCUUGAUUAAACAUUGUCAAUAGCAAAUUA